CGCAAAGGUGGGAGGGGGGGGGGAAGCGGCAGAAAAAGUAAAUCGGGCAGUUUCUCGGCUUCCUUCCCGGCAGCGACUCCAUGCCGCGGCAUUACCCCGGCGGCCUCCUCUCCCUCCGGACGCGGUAGCCAUGGCCGCGGUGGCCAUCCUCCGGAACGAUUCUUUGCAGGCGUUUCUUCAGGAUCGCACGCCGAGCGCCUCCCCGGACUUGGCCAAGCACUCGCCGCUGGCUCUGUUGGCCGCCACCUGCAGCCGGAUCGGGCAGCCGGGCGCGCCGUCGGACUUCCUGCAGGUUUCCUACGAGCCGAGCCUGGGCUCACCCUCCAGGAUCUUCCACCCGUGGAGCAGCGAGAUGCCGGCGCACUCGCCCGGCGCGCCACCGCCGCCCCUGGGGCUCACCCCGCAGCCCUCCUUCGGGGCCGGCCACGAGCUGCCGCUGACGCCGCCGGCAGACCCGUCCUACCCGUACGAGUUCUCACCCGUCAAGAUGCUGCCGCCGCCGCUGCCCUCCGGCUGCCCGCCGCCGCCCUACGUGCCCUACGCCGCCCAAGCGGCUGCCCUGCCGCCGCCCUACUCCAACCUGCUGCCCCCGCCGCCCGCGCCCCAGCCCUGCAGCCGCCAGCUCUCCCCCGCCACGCCGGCGCCCGACGACCUGCCCUGGUGGAGCAUCCAGCAGGCGGCGCCGGGCGCCUGCGCACACCGCUUCCCGCCAAGCGGCCUGCAACGCGGCCUGGUCUUGGCGCCCUCCGAGCUGGCCCAGUACCAGACGCAGCUGGCCGCCCUGCUCCACCCCAAGGCGCCCCUGGCGGCCGCGGCCAGGAGGUGCCGCCGGUGCCGCUGCCCCAAUUGCCAGGCGGCGGCCGGCGGCGGGCCCGACGCAGCCCCGGAGCCGGGCAAGAAGAAGCAGCACGUGUGCCACCUGCCCGGCUGCGGCAAGGUGUACGGCAAGACGUCGCACCUCAAGGCGCACCUGCGCUGGCACACGGGCGAGCGGCCCUUCGUCUGCAACUGGCUCUUCUGCGGCAAGAGCUUCACCCGCUCCGACGAGCUCCAGCGGCACCUGCGGACUCACACCGGCGAGAAGCGCUUCGGCUGCGGCGAGUGCGGCAAGCGCUUCAUGCGCAGCGACCACCUGGCCAAGCACGUCAAGACCCACCAGAACAAGAGGCUCAAGGCCGCCGGGGCCCCCCACGCCUGCGCCGUCAAAAGGGAGGAGACGCGGGACCUGUGACCUCCGGGCGCCCUCCUCCAGCGGCCUCCCCUCCCUAGGAUUGGUUUGCAUCCUCGGCAUGGCAGCUCUGGAAUCCGGGCGGAAAGGAGGGCUUCCUGGUACCCCAUCCUUGGCCUGGGAAACACAAGCAUUGCAAGCACAAACUACCAGGGGGAGCAGUGGAAUUUCUGCUUAGGGCACCACUGGAAGGAACCUGGCACAUGGGGGCGGUCUUACGGUGGACAGGAUAUCUCUCCCUGGGGCAGGUGGAGGGCCCCCUUUGAACAGAUCCAACGUAAAGACAUCCAGGAAAACCCCCCCCCCCCUUUGGGGGUUUUGUAUGCAUUUGCAUCUUAGGAGAUCAAGCCUUUGGACCUCUUUUCUAUAGGAGAAGAUGAUGCUUCUUCAAAUAUACAAGUUAAGUGUUCAAAACUCUAGUCUUUUUUGAAGUUUGGACCUCAGAACAGAUGUGGAAGAUGGGCCCAGUGUGGAGCUUGGGGACAAGGGUACCCCCUCUUUUUUGGCUCUGGAAUGGACUCCUUACAUCAGGAUUCCCCAAAGGAUGAGAGCUACAAUGCAGGAGGUUCACAGGGAUUGCUUGGACCGACAGACGGGCUAGGUUACUGUAUUAAAUAAAAAUGACAGUAUUCUUUGGUUGUGGAGGGUCUGGUUUCUCUCCUUACUGUUGUCAUUAAUAUUGCAAUUUUGUCUUUCUCCAGGGAAAACCGUUCACCUUUUUGUGUACAGCUUAUUUAAUAGCCUUGUUUGAAUUUUUAAGAACGCUGUCUCUCUUUUUGUCUUUGGCUCCAGCAUGAGAUGUUUCUGUAAAGCGGACCUUCAAUUGCAGCGGGAAAAUAAAUACAUUAACACUGGGGUCAUAACAGGAA
Messenger RNA from Heteronotia binoei (common prickly gecko), 2097 nucleotides. It is a transcript of the gene SP5, whose product is annotated as Sp5 transcription factor. The coding region runs from base 131 to 1231 and encodes 366 amino acids. Gene Ontology annotation, molecular function: RNA polymerase II cis-regulatory region sequence-specific DNA binding; DNA-binding transcription factor activity, RNA polymerase II-specific. The transcript is spliced from 2 exons. The record is from RefSeq and is a predicted model, not a curated record. Gene Ontology annotation, biological process: regulation of transcription by RNA polymerase II. NCBI's taxonomy places the organism in Eukaryota, Metazoa, Chordata, Lepidosauria, Squamata, Gekkonidae.